Messenger RNA from Aspergillus thermomutatus, 1962 nucleotides. RefSeq lists its product as uncharacterized. Gene Ontology annotation, biological process: potassium ion transmembrane transport. The record is from RefSeq and is a predicted model, not a curated record. The transcript is spliced from 3 exons. The coding region runs from base 1 to 1962 and encodes 653 amino acids. Lineage: Eukaryota; Fungi; Ascomycota; Eurotiomycetes; Eurotiales; Aspergillaceae. Gene Ontology annotation, molecular function: potassium ion transmembrane transporter activity. Gene Ontology annotation, cellular component: plasma membrane.
AUGCCUUGCUGUGGUGAGCGCGAAAAGGGUCCCGUGUCGAGGGAGGAGAAAUGGGACUCGGUGAACCUGGACGACUUCAAAUCCGAAUCGUGUCUAUCGCCCUUUUCUUACUUUCUGGUAUAUGUCUUUCUCCUGGUAUCCGUGGCGGUGUAUGGCGUCGACACCUUCACGGCGGUCAAUCUGCUGGCGUUCUCUCGAUGGGCCGGAUCAAUUGAACCAGCUAUUCCCUUCAAAGUCUCGCGAUGGAUCUUUGCGGUUUGCAUUAUCAUCUCUUUCGUGCUGUUGGUUCUUCGGUGGCUUCAUGCGAUUCGCGCGAUGCGCUCGGGGAGCAUUGCCCAGAGUUACUUGGACCCUCUGGCUGCGCGAAUCCAGAGUAUCCGCAUGGGAAGACGUGGUCGUGGGUGGAGACGCUUUUUGGUCUUUGCGGAGCUCACGAAGAGUAAGAAGGGCGCAGAGUAUGUGGCUUUAUUCGCGUACUUCUCCUUUGAGAGUUGGAUGAAUACGAUUUUCGCAGACGGCCCCCGUCAAGUUGUCAAUGCCAUCACUUUGUACUCCGUCAUGAAAAUGGACCUUCUUCCCGGUGGUGAAAACUCCGUGGACGACGACAAAGCAGGCAUUGUGCAGUUUUUCGAGAACGUCAAGAUCCUAGCCGAGGACAGCAACCAGAGAGCCGUGGUCUUAUGUGGUAUGCUCUUCACCCUCGUGAUUUGGGUGCUGUCGAUCCUCAAACUCGCAUCCGCCGUGAUCCUCUACCUCAUCUUCCUGUUCCACCAUAUCCCCGCCGAAGAUGGUUCUCUAAGGGCGUAUUGCCGUCGCAAGAUCAACACCCGGCUCAUGCGCGUCGUUCGUCGAAAGGUGGACAAGGCCUUGGCCAAGAGCACCGUGAAUCGCGCGCCGACCCAACCCAACCUCGGCUUUGAUCGGAAGCCUACCCUGCCUAUGGUGGCCGACCUGAAUGCGGAGGACAAGACGCCCACCGUCACAACUCUCUCGCGUUCUACGACUCAAACAACGCUCCCACCAUAUACUUCGCGCCCAGGAACCGCGGCACCGGAGCGGAACCCAACUCUUCCUACCCUCCCCGACGUAACAUGGACCGAAAAACCGGCGUUAAGCCGCACGGUGACUCAAUCAUCGGCGCAUUCGGAUUUAACAUCAUUCUCUGGGGCUACAGCUGUCUCCGGGUACAGCCCUCUUGAUCGCGGGGUUUCACCUGCGCCGCCUGUCCCCCCUGUCCCCAGCAGCGUACCGAUGCCCGGAGCCCGUUCUUACACGCCCGUAUCACGGCCGCCGACCACCCGGCCAACGCGCACACCGGCGCCGCCGUCAGCGAUCAACGCGCCAAGCCGUAUACCGACGACGAUGAGCCAUGGCGACUAUGAGGAAGCGCCACGCCGUUAUCCCGACCCCUACAGUAUCGAUGCACCUUACGAUGAGGAAUAUGGUGCAUACCAGUCAUAUAAUGCAGCUCCUGAUCCUUACUCGCGCUCUUUGACGUCUGGAGUUGCUGUCUCGUCUAUCGAGGACUAUCCAACUCGGAAGUUAUCUCCACAGAGUCACAGGGGGACACCCCAACCACCAGCCAACCCACAACCUGGCUAUCCCAUGCGAUCGUACACUCCGGGUAACGCUGCACCGGCUCGACCACCGCUGGCCAUUGAUACAGCCGGAAAUCAUUUCGAAAGUCCAUUCUCUCCCGUUUCUCAGAGAGCCACACCCCGACCGCAGCAGCAGAGCCCACAGCAGCAAGGAGGCUACGUUGCAUUCGAUCCGUCCUCAAUCCCCAGGAGCCAACCCAAUGCCGGCGUUCGACCAUCAAAUUCUCCUGUUUAUCAUGCUUAUGGCGGACCAGGCAGUGCUACGUCGCCCAACGAGCCGAGCACCCGAGCACCGCCUGUCCGAGCAUACACACCGCAGGGCUACAAUUCUCAGCCGCGACCCUAUCACCAAGACUACGUCUGA